This is a messenger RNA of Colletotrichum scovillei, 1441 nucleotides long. Its product is annotated as Sir2 family protein. The record is from RefSeq and is a predicted model, not a curated record. NCBI's taxonomy places the organism in Eukaryota, Fungi, Ascomycota, Sordariomycetes, Glomerellales, Glomerellaceae. The coding region runs from base 239 to 1276 and encodes 345 amino acids. Gene Ontology annotation, molecular function: protein-malonyllysine demalonylase activity; protein-succinyllysine desuccinylase activity; NAD+ binding. The transcript is spliced from 3 exons.
AUCUCAUUUCAACUCGGAGCAUUCACAUCUCUCCGAUCAAGUCAGACGGACUUUUCCCAACAGCGACGCCAUUGGAUUUACAGUCUCCAGACUGUUUGUUUCAAUGAUUGGAUGAAUAUAUGCCCCUGCUGCUCUUGCUUAUCCUCUUGCUUGGCCUCGGUGCCUAAUGGCGAACGCCCCUACGAUUAAGUAGGUAGGUUGCCUAAACACACCGCGAUACAAGCUGCCCCCAGACAGCAUGACGAGAAAACAUCUCACGGGACUCAGUCAUAUCAACUUGACUCUCAGGAGGCUAUCUACAUCCUCAAGCCUAAAACCAACUACCCUUCGCCGUCCAAUCUCCUUCAAAGCCAUGGCCCCCCACAACGACGUCGCCGCAUUCCACGAGGCACUGGCUUCAAGCAAGCGUAUCCUCGCUCUCUGCGGCGCCGGCCUCUCCGCCUCCUCCGGCCUGCCGACCUUCCGCGGCGCCGGAGGACUCUGGCGAAACCACGACGCUACGGACCUAGCGACUAUGAAAGCCUUCCGCCGGGACCCGGGCCUGGUGUGGCUGUUCUACGCGUACCGGCGACACAUGGCUGUAUCAGCGAAGCCGAACAAGGCGCACUAUGCCCUCGCCGCGCUGGCGGAGAAGAAUCCGGAUUUCUUAUGCCUGACGCAGAAUGUUGACGGCCUCUCGCCACGGGCAGGACAUAAGGAGGACCAACUCCGCCUCCUCCACGGAAGCCUUUUUGAUAUCAAAUGCGCCAACCCGCAAUGCACCUACAUCGACCACAAUAACACCCAAGACCCCCUCUGCCCAGCCCUUGCCCCGGCCUCUGAAGACCUCGCAGACCCAACAAAGACUCUGCCACUCCUCGACCCCACCAAAAAGCUCCCCGCGAUCGACGAAGCAGACCUGCCCCACUGCCCAUCCUGCAAGACGGGCCUGCUGAGGCCCGGCGUCGUCUGGUUCGGCGAGGCCCUUGACGAGGCCAUGCUCGACGGCGUCGACGCCUGGAUCGAGCAAGGGAAAGUCGACCUCAUGAUCGUCGUCGGCACGUCGGCGCAGGUGUGGCCGGCCGCGGGGUACAUUCUCAAGGCGCACGCGGCCGGGGCGCGGGUGUGUACCGUCAACCCCGAGGCCGAAGACGAGGGCCAGAUGGGCAAGGUGAAGAAGGGGGACUUUGCGUUCGGGAGGGACGCGGCCGAGGUAUUGCCUUUGCUGUUGGAGCCUGUUAUUGGGAAGAUUAGGGCGGAUGGGCGGAUGUAUACGGAGGAUUGGAAAGCCGAGUAGGAAAGACAUGAAUACGGCUUUCGCUUGUUUAUUGUACUGGUUGUAGAGGAUGGAUCUAAUGACGAAACGUUGCUAGGGUUAAUAGUUCGGUUGAGCGUUCUUUGGUCUUACAUGCCAUCUGCUAACCCACUCUUUGAGCCAUUCCAGUAAAAGGGAGACUACGCC